GAAGAGGCAUUCAUCCCCUGGAACAAGCCCGGAGCGUCUCGAACGAUAGAGGUGUGUUGGGUGCGCGAGCCUACCGUCUAGGAUCAGCUCUCACAUUCGCCCCUCUGUUGGGAGCAUGAACAGAGGCCCUCACGGGUAAAGCUAACUUGUGUCCAGUCGCCUUCAGGAGGAACUGUAGUUUUAGCGUUAGCGCUAGUGUGAGGAGCGAUGUCCACCAGGAGGGGGGCGCCGGCGCCGGCCGUGGUUGGGAGCCACUUUGUCAAACAGUACUACGGCGAGGUUUUGUCCAAGAAGCCGGUGGAGUUGCACCGCUUCUACAAGGACGAGAGCACGUUCUGCCACGCGUCUGGCACCAAGGAAGAGGAGCCCGUAUCUGGCCUUGAGGAUAUCAAGGCUAAGAUUAAGCACCUCGGCCUUGGCGGCGCGACGGUUGAUCUCGGCUGCGGGUCCGUCGAUGCUCAGCCCUCCGAAGGAGGCGGAGUGCUCCUGAUGGUGACGGGCUCCAUCACCAUCGCCAACACGGACCCGCGGCAGUUCUGCCAGACGUUUUUCCUGGCUAGACAGCACCAGGACAACGACCGCCACAACUACUUCGUCCGCAACGACAUCUUCCGGUUUCUUGACGUCCUUCCGGAGGUUGUUCAGGCCGCCCUCAAGGCCCGCGACGAGGAAGACGGCUCCUCUGCCCUGGCCCCCGCUGAGGAAUCAUUGAAGCCAGAGUCUGUCGGCGAGGAGACGGUGGCGGCCGCGGUCACGCAGGUCCACGUGCGGGACACAUCGGCCCCUCAGCAGACUACCGCUUCCCCUGUGGCAACGGCGGCCGCGCCCGAAUCUUCCCCGCCUUCGAUGGCGGCGGGCGCCGCUCCCCCGUCCGAGUCUCAGGUUGCGGUUCCCGCUGACGCUGACGCCGGCGCCGCCACCGCUGCUGCGACCGCGGCUACGACUGCGACUGCGACCGCGCCUGCCGCGUUGGCAGGCUUGGACAACGGCUCGGCUGAUAGGACUCCAGCGGCGAAGGUGCCCCCCUCCCCGGUCGCCGCCAGCACCCCCGUGGAGUCCACCGAGAAGGCGGCGGCUGAGGCGGCUGAGGCGACCCCUCCUGCCUCCCCACUGCCGCCCGCGGCACCGGCUGCGCCCCCGGCUCCCAUGACCUACGCGUCUCUCGCCAAGUCUUGGGCCACGGUGGCGGCGGACAGCGGCAGCGGAGCGGGGGCAGCUGCGGCGGUGGGCGCCCCGGCUUCUGCCGCGUCGCCCAGCGGCAACGGUAACGGGAUCGCCACGAGUAACGGCGGGUGGGGUGCUCCGGAUCCGGCGGUGGCGGCGGCGGCGGCGGGGGCGGGGGCGGGGGCGGGGGCG
This is a messenger RNA of Ectocarpus sp. CCAP 1310/34, 1356 nucleotides long. Lineage: Eukaryota; Phaeophyceae; Ectocarpales; Ectocarpaceae. The record is from the annotation of a GenBank genome assembly.